This is a messenger RNA of Trichoplusia ni (cabbage looper), 4773 nucleotides long. It is a transcript of the gene Not3, whose product is annotated as CCR4-NOT transcription complex subunit 3. Gene Ontology annotation, biological process: regulation of DNA-templated transcription; nuclear-transcribed mRNA poly(A) tail shortening. Gene Ontology annotation, cellular component: CCR4-NOT core complex; nucleus; P-body. The coding region runs from base 351 to 3560 and encodes 1069 amino acids. The transcript is spliced from 17 exons. NCBI's taxonomy places the organism in Eukaryota, Metazoa, Arthropoda, Insecta, Lepidoptera, Noctuidae. The record is from RefSeq and is a predicted model, not a curated record.
UUGCUCUAUUAUUUUGCGCCUGCGCUCUUGAUGGUCUACGCGACGUACCUAAAAUCAUUUUGUGGAAAAUUUGAAGUUUGUUGUUAUUUGUGACAACUUAUAAUUCAUAAUUAUUUAUGAAAGCUUCGUGCUAAUUACCAUUCCAGGCGCGGGGCAAGAUUUCACUGUGGUGGUUAGCCUGGAUGCGUUCAGACACUAUACUUCGAGCGGUGUACGGUAGCCAUCUUGGAAUCGAACAAAGCUUCAGAUGUGUAGUUUGUCUGUUUAUCAAUAAUUUUUGUGCAUUUUCUUGUAAAUAGUUUGUAUGUUUAGGAUAUGUACGGAACGUUCGUCCAUAUGUGUAAAUAGCUAUGGCUGCGACAAGGAAAUUACAAGGUGAAAUAGACAGGUGUUUAAAAAAGGUAACGGAGGGUGUGGAGACGUUCGAUGACAUCUGGCAGAAGGUACACAAUGCGACGAACAGUAACCAAAAAGAGAAGUAUGAGGCAGACCUCAAGAAGGAGAUCAAGAAGCUUCAGAGGCUACGGGAUCAGAUCAAGUCGUGGAUCGCCUCCGGGGAGAUUAAGGAUAAGAGUACACUUUUAGAAUAUAGGAAACUAAUAGAAACACAAAUGGAAAGGUUCAAAGUAGUGGAGCGGGAGACGAAAACGAAGGCGUACUCGAAGGAGGGCCUCGGCGCGGCGCAGAAGCUGGACCCCGCGCAGAAGGAGCGUGAGGAAAUGUCUUCAUGGCUAGUCUCCUCCAUCGACGCACUUAAUUUACAAGUUGAUCAAUUUGAGUCUGAAGUAGAGUCACUUCUAGUGGGUAAGAAGAAAAGGUUGGACAAGGAGAAACAAGACCGUAUGGAGGAGCUAAAAUCUAAGCUGGAAAAGCACAGGUUCCACAUAAAGAAGUUAGAGACACUGCUAAGAAUGCUUGACAAUAUGUCAGUUGAAGUUGAACAGAUAAAAAGGAUAAAAGACGACGUAGAGUACUACAUAGACUCGUCAAUGGAGCCGGGCUUCGAGGAGAACGAGUACAUAUACGACGACAUCCGCGGCCUCGACGAGAUCGAGCUCAGCGGCGUGGGCCUGCCCUCCUCCGCCACCACCGACAGCAACAACAGCAACGACUCUGCUGGCUCACCCACUAGUAUGCUCUCAGGUACAAGUCCAAUAACAUCACCAACGUUAGACGUACAUAAUCACUCAACAGACUCCAUAGACGUCGAAAAGAAGAAAAAAGAAGACAUCAUAGCGAAAGUGUGCGAUUUGUCUUUUUCACCGACGAUUCAUACGACAUUGCCGGUAAAACCACUGCCGCUGCGCGCGGUGAACGCGAGCGCGGUCAGUAACAGCACGUGUAACGUUAGUUCCUUGCUCAAUAACUCCGCAGCAUCCACCAAUAGCGUCAGCAGCCCCGCCGCCGCCUCGGGCGCCUCCACGCCCAGCAAGCUGCCCGCGCCCGCCGACCCGCCCGCACUACACGCGCACAAGCCUAACAACACCGAAGUAGUGGAGAAUGGUCCGGUGUCGACUACACCCGCGCAUACGGCAACACAUCUACCGCCCGCGCCUGCGCUUCCCCCGCCAACGUCGAAGAGUUCGUCCGUGCCGCUCGGGUCGAGCGCGAGCGCGAGCGAGACGGCGGCGUCGCCCCUCACCGUGAACGGGCCCAGCCAGCCCGCGCAUCACACGCCGCAACACCAACCCAACAACGGGCGCGCGGCGGGCGGCGGCGCGGGCACGGCGUCGCUCAAGAGCAUGGCGCAGGAGGCCGUGCAGCGCGCGGGGCUCGCGCACGCACACCCACAGGUACACAUCAACUGUUAUACAUCUGCAAGAGCAUGGCGCAGGAGGCCGUGCAGCGCGCGGGGCUCGCGCACGCACACCCACAGGUACACAUCAACUGUUAUACAUCUGCAAGAGCAUGGCGCAGGAGGCCGUGCAGCGCGCGGGGCUCGCGCACGCACACCCACAGGUACACAUCAACUGUUAUACAUCUGCAAGAGCAUGGCGCAGGAGGCCGUGCAGCGCGCGGGGCUCGCGCACGCACACCCACAGGUACACAUCAACUGUUAUACAUCUGCAAGAGCAUGGCGCAGGAGGCCGUGCAGCGCGCGGGGCUCGCGCACGCACACCCACAGGUACACAUCAACUGUUAUACAUCUGCAAGAGCAUGGCGCAGGAGGCCGUGCAGCGCGCGGGGCUCGCGCACGCACACCCACAGGUACACAUCAACUGUUAUACAUCUGCAAGAGCAUGGCGCAGGAGGCCGUGCAGCGCGCGGGGCUCGCGCACGCACACCCACAGGUACACAUCAACUGUUAUACAUCUGCAAGAGCAUGGCGCAGGAGGCCGUGCAGCGCGCGGGGCUCGCGCACGCACACCCACAGGUACACAUCAACUGUUAUACAUCUGCAAGAGCAUGGCGCAGGAGGCCGUGCAGCGCGCGGGGCUCGCGCACGCACACCCACAGGUACACAUCAACUGUUAUACAUCUGCAAGAGCAUGGCGCAGGAGGCCGUGCAGCGCGCGGGGCUCGCGCACGCACACCCACAGGUACACAUCAACUGUUAUACAUCUGCAAGAGCAUGGCGCAGGAGGCCGUGCAGCGCGCGGGGCUCGCGCACGCACACCCACAGGUACACAUCAACUGUUAUACAUCUGCAAGAGCAUGGCGCAGGAGGCCGUGCAGCGCGCGGGGCUCGCGCACGCACACCCACAGGUACACAUCAACUGUUAUACAUCUGCAAGAGCAUGGCGCAGGAGGCCGUGCAGCGCGCGGGGCUCGCGCACGCACACCCACAGGUACACAUCAACUGUUAUACAUCUGCAAGAGCAUGGCGCAGGAGGCCGUGCAGCGCGCGGGGCUCGCGCACGCACACCCACAGGUACACAUCAACUGUUAUACAUCUGCAAGAGCAUGGCGCAGGAGGCCGUGCAGCGCGCGGGGCUCGCGCACGCACACCCACAGGUACACAUCAACUGUUAUACAUCUGCAAGAGCAUGGCGCAGGAGGCCGUGCAGCGCGCGGGGCUCGCGCACGCACACCCACAGAACCUAAGACGAGGAGCACCUAUAGCGCAAGCGCACAUUCCGCCUUUAUUGGGUGUCGCACCACUAGGGCCACUACCACUUAACUCUGACCACCAGCUACAAUUCCAGAUGUUGGAAUCGUCGUUCUACCAUAUGCCGCACCCGUCAGAUUCAGAGAGAUCGCGGACAUACCUACCAAGAAAUAUAUGCCCGACCCCCCUAUAUUACAACCAGGUGGUGUUGCCGCACUCGGACUCGGUGGACUUCUUCCAGCGCCUGUCCACGGAGACGCUAUUCUUCAUAUUCUACUACAUGGAGGGCACGAAGGCGCAGUACCUCGCCGCCAAGGCGCUCAAGAAGCAGAGCUGGCGCUUCCAUACCAAGUACAUGAUGUGGUUCCAGAGGCACGAGGAGCCCAAGGUCAUCAACGAGGAGUAUGAACAGGGGACGUAUAUCUACUUUGACUACGAGAAGUGGGGCCAGCGGAAGAAGGAGGGCUUCACGUUCGAGUAUAAGUACUUAGAGGACCGGGACUUGAACUGAGCGAGGGCAGUGUACAGUAGCGGCCGCCGCCGCGUCAUUCCUGCAGCCCGCGCCCGCCCGCUGCCGCCACUACGGCAGCUGAUCUGAAUACUUCACUAUGUGUGACCUUGAUGGAUGAUAUUGAAUGAAGUGUUGUCUGGAUUUUUUUUUGUGUGUGAGUCAUAGCCGUAGUGCGGGCAACGCCCGGGAGGCCUGUCGCCCCACAUGGACACUUCCUGCACUGGACGGCGGCUCGCCGGCGGGCGGGACGCCAAGAGGUUGAUGCGUACCGACACUCAAUUGUAACUAAAACUAGUAUACCUGAACACAUUCUGGCAGUUUUGUAAAAUGGAAUAAUUUGUGAGGACACGAAGUCAGUUAGUAUCGAAGCCGAAGUGUUUGUAAACUGUACACAAGAACGAACAAGCGAAAGAUAACGUGAAGAUUAGUUUCAGCCAUAAAAGGUUGUUAGUAGCGAAACAUGUGAUAUUGUUAUAGGCGCCCGGGCCGACCUCGACACCCGCGCCCUCGCGGUGUUCCCGACAGGUUGCUCGCUGAACAAAACUGCUUACCUAUCAUUUGUACUGAGCGAUAGACGAAUAGUGUUUCUGUUGUUGGUUAUGAUCGUUGCUCAGCGACCAACCUAACAUCCUCGGCCGGCGACAGCUGGGUUGAUUGUGAAGCCUCCAUUAAACGGUUAGCGCACAUUUAAUUUGUAGUACAUUUAUUGGAGCGUCGGCUUGAGUAUUGUUUAGUAAGAGCAGUGGUCGCACGGCUGGCGGCUGGCGCUAGGCGAGGACGGCUCGGGUCAUUUGUUUUUAAACUUGUGUAUAGACAUUGGAAUAGUUUGAAAUUAUUUUAAGUGCUAACUCGCGCGCACCACACUCGAUGCAUUUGUGAUCUUAAUUUUUGUAGACUGACUAGUUUUCUUAUAAUUGUGAUCAAUACUGACGAAUGUGAUUGUCAGUGUUCUAUUGAAGCUGACGGUUCCGAGGGCGCAUCAUCGUGCUCGGCGGCGGUGCGUGCGGCCUAGAUACCUAAAUAUAACUACAAUAAGGACCUCCAGUGUGAUUUCAUUAGUUUGCUAAGUAAUACACUUUUUCACCUCUAAAAUUAUGUAUAUUUUAGUUAGUGCAUUUAAAUUUGAACAAAAGUUAAAUUAUGUAAGAGCAUGCAUGUCCCACUGCCAAUGUAUUAUAUUAUUGGAUAGCUAUAUAUAUUAUAAUUAUAUAAA